AUGCUUAUUUCACGCAGAUUCAUCAUAAAUACACUCCCCGAGGACGGUGUUCGUCAGCAGACACUCCCCGAGGACGGUGUUCGUCAGCAGACACUCCCCGAGGACGGUGUUCGUCAGCAGACACUCCCCGAGGACGGUGUUCGUCAGCAGACACUCCCCGAGGACGGUGUUCGUCAGCAGACACUCCCCGAGGACGGUGUUCGUCAGCAGACACUCCCCGAGGACGGUGUUCGUCAGCAGACACUCCCCGAGGACGGUGUUCGUCAGCAGACACUCCCCGAGGACGGUGUUCGUCAGCAGACACUCCCCGAGGACGGUGUUCGUCAGCAGACACUCCCCGAGGACGGUGUUCGUCAGCAGACACUCCCCGAGGACGGUGUUCGUCAGCAGACACUCCCCGAGGACGGUGUUCGUCAGCAGACACUCCCCGAGGACGGUGUUCGUCAGCAGACACUCCCCGAGGACGGUGUUCGUCAGCAGACACUCCCCGAGGACGGUGUUCGUCAGCAGACACUCCCCGAGGACGGUGUUCGUCAGCAGACACUCCCCGAGGACGGUGUUCGUCAGCAGACACUCCCCGAGGACGGUGUUCGUCAGCAGACACUCCCCGAGGACGGUGUUCGUCAGCAGACACUCCCCGAGGACGGUGUUCGUCAGCAGACACUCCCCGAGGACGGUGUUCGUCAGCAGACACUCCCCGAGGACGGUGUUCGUCAGCAGACACUCCCCGAGGACGGUGUUCGUCAGCAGACACUCCCCGAGGACGGUGUUCGUCAGCAGACACUCCCCGAGGACGGUGUUCGUCAGCAGACACUCCCCGAGGACGGUGUUCGUCAGCAGACACUCCCCGAGGACGGUGUUCGUCAGCAGACACUCCCCGAGGACGGUGUUCGUCAGCAGACACUCCCCGAGGACGGUGUUCGUCAGCAGACACUCCCCGAGGACGGUGUUCGUCAGCAGACACUCCCCGAGGACGGUGUUCGUCAGCAGACACUCCCCGAGGACGGUGUUCGUCAGCAGACACUCCCCGAGGACGGUGUUCGUCAGCAGACACUCCCCGAGGACGGUGUUCGUCAGCAGACACUCCCCGAGGACGGUGUUCGUCAGCAGACACUCCCCGAGGACGGUGUUCGUCAGCAGACACUCCCCGAGGACGGUGUUCGUCAGCAGACGCUAGCAGCCAAGUGA
Messenger RNA from Procambarus clarkii (red swamp crayfish), 1188 nucleotides. The record is from RefSeq and is a predicted model, not a curated record. NCBI's taxonomy places the organism in Eukaryota, Metazoa, Arthropoda, Malacostraca, Decapoda, Cambaridae.